Molecule: messenger RNA, 1503 nt
Organism: Symbiodinium sp. CCMP2456
Lineage: Eukaryota; Dinophyceae; Suessiales; Symbiodiniaceae
Source: the annotation of a GenBank genome assembly
AUGCGGCGGGACGUCGCACAAGCGGAAGACUUCGCAAAGCGAGGUUUGCGAACAACGCAAGACCCGCUUGGUGCUCUGCACUUUGAUCCCGAUGACAACCAAGUGCGGAAAGAUGUUGCUGUCAAAAAGGCAGUCGACCGCCUAAACAGCCAGAAAGUCACAUCCUAUGCAGAUGUUGCAACCAUCGUGGGUGUCCCACAGAAUGUCUACCUCGACUACAUACGCAAUGAGAUCGACACAGAGCAAAACUUUCUCCAGCUGCCCUGGACCAUUCUGCUGUUGCUGUCCUUUACGGUGCUCAGCAUGGGCUUGCUCCAGCAAGAUGUGGAGUUCGCGCUGCAGGAGGCCUAUGACCGAGACAUCGAGGAGAACGCCAAUUUCGCCUGGAGUGGGGCAUUCGGGCACCGGGGCCUGCACAACGUCAGCUCCAUCCCACAAUUCUGGUCCUGGGCGCGGCUGGGUCUCUUGCCAACUCUGGUACAGCCAGCCUGGGUCUACAGCGAGCCUAACCCGGUAGCUCUGGGACCCAACGUUCCCAGCAGCAAUCUCUCGGCCUUGCCACAGUCCUGGCUAUUUCGGGAUUACCGCAAGGCUGCACCGAUGCCCAACGACUACCUUCAUUUCUCGAAGCUUGUUGGGGGCAUCCGACUUCGACAGAUUGCAGCCGAUGUUGACGACUGCACACUGCCAUCAUUGGUGGAUCCUGUCCGCUUCGCGGCGUGGUUGGGAAAGCCGUGCACGCCCAGUUCCAUUGGUGCCCUGAGCCCGGAGAGACCAUCGGCGCAGCAAUUCAACGGCUUCUCCCGCACUCAGUACAUCUUACCGGGUGUGGACACGCUGCCGGAGAUGCAGAGGACUUUGCUGGAUAUGGAAGACGGCUGCAACUAUGCGCAUUCCAUCGGCGACCUAAGCACCUGCCUUUGCGACUGGUGCAAGCAGCAACCCCGUCAACCCUGGCUCGACGAGCAGACAGCACGAGUGGAAGUGAGCUAUGUUGUGUUCAACGCACAGUAUGGGCUCUACACCUACGUGUCCAUCAACUUCUUGCUCAAUCGAGGGGGACAUGUCUAUCGGUUUACGGACAUGAUCUCUUGUUUCCAGGACCCCCUGCGGACGUCGAUGGGCAAUUCCAUUCCCACUGCUAUCGCCAUCGCGAUUUGGGCAGUUCUUCAAGUAAAGCUGCUGAUCGAUGAAAUCCGCGAUGCGAUUCGCACGGUUCGCUCUUCGAAGCAUGGGAUCUGGCGGGGUCUGCUGCGCGACUACCUGCGCUUUUGGAACCUAGUCGAUUGGUUGUCGAUGAUCGUGGCCGGCAUGGCUGUCUUCUUCUGGCUCAACGUUCGCACUCAGGUGGAUGCAGUGAACUCGCUGAUGCCGGCCACCGUGCGCGCCACGAUGUACCCGACUGGGCAAGCUGUGGGAGAGAGGCGAGCCGCGUAUAAGCCCACUGCGGAGGCGUGGUUCACAGCUGCGGAGCAAAUGAGCCUGGCAAAUUCCGCCUGCACC